GAUAAUCAGCUGUUAAUCGAUUCACUGGAGAAGGACUACAACACUAUUAUCACCGAUGGAUGCGCUCAACACUCGACCCAAACCACAACCACUCAUAACUGCGAGCAUAUCUCUGGAGAGGGCGGAAGUGUUAACAGUAAUGAAGCAAACCAUGUGAUAGUCAACGAUGCGGCUGAAGAGGUGGUCAACAAUAGUCAUACUAAUUGUGAUAAUUCAGAGACUGUUAGCGACAGACUUGGCGUACGUGUGAAGAGAGUGAAGGCCAGCGGCGGUCGAGAGAUGAUAACCAAACCGCCGAAGACUGUGAGAUCAGCUGAGAAGUCACGGACUCGUAAACAUGUGUGCGAUUGGAUGGGUUGCGAGCGCUCGUACCCGACGGCCGCACUGCUGGCUGAUCACCGCCGACGCCAACACACGACAGACCGGCCGUACGGGCCGUGCGUUGAAUGCGGCCAACGGUUCGCCACCAGUGAUGCCGUCCGUAAGCAUCGACUCAAACACCGAUUGGUGAAGAAGUUUGUGUGCGAUUACGACGGUUGCGACUUUGGGGCCAAUAUUGACAAUCAUAUGACCGCUCAUCGGCUGACACACGAGUGGACGCAUACGACAGACACGGCGUUAGUGACAGACAAUCAAAACAACGGCCCGAAGAGUACUUACGCACAGAUAAUGAUCCUCGAGGGCGUUGGCAUCCGCAAAGACAGCGAUUCCAACACUUCGGCGCCCAAACGACAGUCGAAUAAAUACGGGUGCGAUUGGUUGGGAUGCGGUCUGACUUAUGCGACAACACAUCAACUGUUAGCACACGUCCGUCGGUCGCAUACCGGCGACCGUCCCUUCAAAUGCCACGAAUGCCACAAACAGUUCCCAAUGGAGUCGGAGCUCAAGACUCACCGCCGGAUUCAUGUCACGGCGUCGAUGGCGAAGAGGUUUCGGUGCGAUUACAACGGAUGCGCUUUCGAGACGAGACAUAAGACUAAUCUCAUUGAACACAAGAGACGACACCUGAAUAUACGUGACUUCGGGUGCGAAGUGUUUGGCUGUGCGAAGAGUUUUGUGACGAGAAGGCACCUGAAGGAGCAUAUGCUGAGUCAUAGCGAUGUGCGGCCGUAUCGGUGCGAUUGGCCCGGAUGUGAGUCGGCGUUCAAACGGGACAGAGAGCUGGACAGUCACCGACGGACUCACACCGGCGUCCGUGAGUUUAUGUGUCCGCACGACGGCUGCGGCAAAAGUUUUGUCAACAGAAAUAACUUGAAUUCGCACCGAAAUCAACACAAACUGCCGUAUGUCUGCGUUUGGCCCGCGUGUGACCACCGGUUCGCCGAUAAACGUGGUCUUCGCGCCCAUAACAACACACAUGAAGGCAUUCGGCCCUUUAAAUGCCUGUCCUCUGCCUGUGAUAAGUGUUUUGUCUCAAAACCAUUGCUUAAUCAACACAUGAAAGUCGUUCACAAAACUAGUCGUUAA
Molecule: messenger RNA, 1467 nt
Organism: Medioppia subpectinata
Lineage: Eukaryota; Metazoa; Arthropoda; Arachnida; Sarcoptiformes; Oppiidae
Source: the annotation of a GenBank genome assembly